Messenger RNA from Columba livia (rock pigeon), 680 nucleotides. RefSeq names its product cilia- and flagella-associated protein 52-like. Lineage: Eukaryota; Metazoa; Chordata; Aves; Columbiformes; Columbidae. Bases 27 to 566 code for a protein of 179 amino acids. The transcript is spliced from 3 exons. Gene Ontology annotation, molecular function: protein binding. The record is from RefSeq and is a predicted model, not a curated record.
UCAAGGCUUUCUUCUCCUGCAGGGUGAUGGUGUGGGACGUCAGUAAGAGAGAGGCUGUGUGCGGGAGCCCGGCCUCGCCGCGCAGCGCCGGCAAUGCCAACGUCGUCAUGUGCUCCAGCUGCAGGGACGAGGUGUUUGUCACUGCUGGAAAUUUCACCAUUCGAGUGUGGGAACUCGACACAGCAACUAAAACAAUCCAUCCAUCUGAAUGCUACGCGGGGCAACUGAGAGGAAUCACCGUGUGUGUUCAGAUGACAGACGAUGAUGGUGAUUUUCAUCUUGGCACGACGAGUGGAGAUGUCCUGAAAGUGAACACAAGCAGCAAGGUGCUGACUGCCUGUGGGCCCCAGAAGAAGAAGUUGAGCAUGGUGAGUAGCAGCUCUGUGACUCCAAUUCUGUCCUUGUCCUGCUCUUUGUUAGUGACUGAAGGCAGAGCAACCUGCGGGAGAACCAUCACAAAGCGGAUUCUCAGACUAACGCUUUUCCUGCGCUGUCAGGAACGACCCCUGAACGACCACCAGAGGACACUGCGCAUGCUUAGAGUAGUUCCAAGGUGUUGCAACUGAUAUUGUGAAAUAAUUGUGUAACCUAAUGAAUAUGCAAUAUACACGUUGUAACUUCAAUGAAUAUGUAUGUAACCAAAUUGUAUAAAAUGGUGAAGUUUGAAUCAGUGGUCGGAA